UUGCGUAUGUAAUUAUAAUCCAUAAACAAGUUUUUAACUAAACGCAGCUGUUUUAUUUUAAAUUUGACCAAUUUCAAAGUCUUGUAGCCUUUAUGUGCACAUUACUUUACUUAAACGCUAACGCUUCAACUGGCAAAACAAAGAGCUUUCGCAGAGCAAUGAAAGAGAGUGGUACCUGAUUCUUGGCGAGAGUGCAAGAGAGCAAACGUUUCGUGGUCAAACAAAACAAUUGCUUUCACUAUCUCCACGCUCGCAUUCGUGUUGGGCCUGCGUUGCGUUUUAAAAUAAAACUUCUGUCGGUGUGUGCCACUGUGAUUGUGCCAGUGAGUGAUGUUCCAUCGUUGCAAUAUACAAAUUAUAUAAUUUAUCCAAAAGUGCACUAAUUGAUUUUCCAACAGUCGCAAAGAACCGGCAAAUUUCCAGUUAGCAGCGACUUCAGCCCUUGGAAAUGGCGCGUUUAAUUGAGAGCAAUUUCGUUCCGAUUGCCGUGGGCGUCGUAGCCGUCGUUGCCGGCGCCCUGAUUGUCCACUAUUUCAUCAACAAGAAGUCAACGAAGCCGCGCCGUGAGCCGAACCGGACCGCGCGACUGCGCACACUUGUGGAUCCCAACGAUAAGUAUCAGCUGCCGUUGAUCGAGAAGGAGGUGCUCAGCCAUGAUACGCGACGUUUCCGCUUUGGACUGCCCUCCAAGCAGCAUAUACUCGGCCUGCCCGUGGGCCAGCACAUACAUCUGAUUGCAACGAUUGACAACGAGCUUGUCAUACGGCCGUAUACGCCCAUCUCGUCUGACGAGGAUGUGGGCUAUGUGGACUUGGUUGUGAAGGUGUACUUUAAGGAUACGCAUCCCAAAUUCCCAGCUGGUGGCAAAAUGACCCAGCAUUUGGAACAGAUGGAGCUGGGCGAGAAGAUAUCGUUCCGUGGACCAUCGGGUCGCCUGCAGUACCUGGGCAACGGCACCUUCUCCAUUAAGAAACUGCGCAAAGAUCCACCCAAACAUGUGACCGCCAAGCGUGUCAACAUGAUAGCCGGCGGCACUGGCAUCACGCCCAUGUUGCAGCUGGUGCGCGAAGUGCUCAAGCGCAGCGACAAGGACAAGACCAAACUGGCGCUGCUGUUCGCCAACCAGAGCGAAAAGGAUAUUUUGCUGCGUGAGGAACUGGAUGAACUGGCCAAGAAGCAUCCCGAUCAGUUUAAGGUCUGGUACACCGUGGACAAAGCGGCCGAAGGCUGGACGUACAGUGUUGGAUUUAUCAAUGAUGAAAUGAUUGGAGCUCAUCUGCUGCCGGCCAACGAUGAGACGAUUGUACUGCUGUGCGGACCACCGCCCAUGAUUAACUUUGCCUGCAAUCCAGCGUUAGACAAGCUUGGCUAUCAUCCGGACACACGUUUUGCGUAUUAGGACCGAUCACCGAUCUAUAUAGGCGCCAUAACUGCACAUUUGGCAACUCCCAUUCAUUGGAGACAAAACUAGCAUUUUUGUUUGUCUAUUGCUCUACGCUCAAGAGUUGCAUUUGGAACUGACCCAAGAACUAAAUAAGUAUAUAAUACUGAGUAGCCUCUGCAGUUAUAAUUGUGUUUGUGUGAGGGUGUCCGGCUUCAUGGGAAUUUGGAUCAAAUUGAACAGAUGCAACAACUCAAUACUUCACAUUGUUUUUCAUUUUUUCAAAUCACUUUCAAUUUCGUUAUCGGAUUUACAUAAACAAUUUGUUGUCGUUGAACUCUGAUUUGCAAUAAUUAUUCGUUUCAAUCGAAUCGUUAAUUCAUUUGCAAUCAUUCAGCACGAGUAUGUUAAUUUGGGCCAUUUGUUAUACAUUCACGAAAUGUGGUGUAAAACGUGAACUUGUUUAACUCAGAGAGGCCGUAAAACAUGGUAAUAGAAAUAUAUAUAGAUGGACACUUCCAGGAAAAGCAUCAUCAUCAAUAAAAACCUUACAAUAUAUACAGAUAAUCUAUAAUUUAUAUAUGUGUACAUGAGAGAUCAAAUAAAUGACCAAACCGAA
Molecule: messenger RNA, 2000 nt
Organism: Drosophila virilis
Lineage: Eukaryota; Metazoa; Arthropoda; Insecta; Diptera; Drosophilidae
Source: RefSeq, a predicted model, not a curated record